Messenger RNA from Salvelinus sp. IW2-2015, 2322 nucleotides. RefSeq names its product homeobox protein Nkx-6.1-like. NCBI's taxonomy places the organism in Eukaryota, Metazoa, Chordata, Actinopteri, Salmoniformes, Salmonidae. The record is from RefSeq and is a predicted model, not a curated record.
AGACCGGAAGCUACCAUUUUAACUCGAAGAACAUUAGCAGCCGUAGGCAUAGUCCAUAAACGGGGACACCUAAAAUUGACACGGGGCGGAAAAUAUUUGACCGAAGAAAAAUAAUGAAAAUACGACAAACACUCAAGAAAGGGCCAAUUUCGGUAAAUUCGAAGAGUUAACGAUUCAAGCAUCGAAACUACCGCUUCAAACAAGGGACAUAUCUGAAUUAGCAGGCCAACCCAGCGGAAAUAGUUUUUGUUAACGAGUCGAAAACAGCCAUCCUGGGCCGAUGGAGAGGCAGGCCUUUGAAAAUAUUUGUCCCUGGAUGAAGAAAAAUGUCUAUCUGACAUAAAUAAGUUAUCACGGCAUUCCCCGCGCCAUUUUUAUCCUAUGUUUUUUUUCUUUUACCAUUUUGACAGGCGAUUUUAAUGAGUAAUUAUAAGGUUAGCUUGCUUAAAAAAGACAGCUAUCAAGCUAUCUGUUAGCUUGGUAGCUAGGUUAGCUUAGCAUCGGCUACAUAUGCAACCAGGUUUUCAAACGACAUUUUAAUUUAUUAGCUAACAACGACAUGAUUGAAAGACUCCUUUAUUCAGAUCCAAUUUCAUUUUUAUUGUUGCAUUGGUUGACAACUUUACUCAACCACCUAUAAAAACAAGGUAAUGUUAGCCUGCUAACGUUAGUUAGCUAAUGACGAAUGCCGCGCUACUAAUUUUGGAAUUUUGCCACCACCUGCAAUUUUGGUGGGUUUUCAAGUUAGUCUAGCUAACUUAGCUACCCACCAGAAGAUCAAUGGAAGCAGACCCAUUCGUUUCUACCUGUAAACACGUUUUGGUCUUCAAUCAAGCAGAAAGUGCUACACCAGUCUCCAGCCCGUAUACAUCCCACCAAACCUGUUGUCUUCAAGAGUGUGGCAUCAACGGGCAGACAAAGAAGUGGAACACCUGUUCAUCCUUCCUCGCCCCAGCUGGAUGCGGACAGCUUCACAUUUUUGGUGAAAAACAAAGACUACCACUAUACAAGAAGGAAUCUACAAACACUACAUAGACUGCAUACUAUUUAUACAUUGUAUUUCAAAUUAGGAACAACAUUUAUUUAAAAGGACCUUUACCUGCUCUUCUUGGUUUAAAGUGCAAGCACUAGGUAUUCAUCUGUAUGAGAGGGGAUAAGGGAUAGACAUUGGUAGCAGCGGGAGUCAUUCUAGAGAAAGUUGUUCAAGAAGCAUUACUUUCAGUAGCUGUGGCUAUAGAUUGUUAUUGGUGCGAUAUUGUUGUACUUCAACAGUAGGGCGAGUGACCCAGGAAAAACCUCCCAUCAGUGAGUGGGAGAUGUUCCAGUUCAGUAAGUACCCCUUGGACAUUCUAGAUAUGCUAAGUGGACACCAAGCCCACCAGUUUAAAGGCCUUGGAUUGGAAAGACAGUUGCAGCACCAACAGCAAGUCCAACUUCAGCACCAGCAACAGCUGCAGCAGCAACACCAACAGCAGGGGGAGUCGUCAGGGGCUCUUCUCUCUGGGCUCGGUCUGGGGUCUCUUCAGGGGUCUAGAAGUAAUGCUUUUGCUGAUUCUUCAUCGAUAUUUGCCAAAAUGAGUGCCCCACCUCCACCAAUAUCACACCAGAGCCAGUCCUCAUCCUCGCAUAGUUCACGGAAAUCCAGUAAGAUGAGCAGUAGUGGGAGUGGGAGCUCUGCUGCGGGAUACCCACAAUUCUUACGUCCGUUUCACCCUGCAGAAGCAGCACUAGCCCAAGAGCAGCUGCACUCGGGAAUGGGACGUUUUGACUUUGGUGGUAGUAGCAGUGGAGGGUCUGGUGUUAUUGGAGGAGUGGUUACAUCUGCUCCCCCACCGCCACUACACCCUGGCCUCUCUGUUCCCCAAGCCUCACCUGGACCAUCCUCCUCACCCUCCCCGUCAUCUUCAUCGUCCACCAGUAACAACCCUGGCAGUGCAGUGUCCUCCCUAGGGCAACCACUCGUUGGCAGUCUGAUCCACGUAGCUUACAUCAGCAGUUCAGUUGCAUGCUUGCCGCCAAUCAGUACUUUCUUCUCUGGGGUCCCGACUAACAGCAGUCUGGAGCAGUUUCUGGUUCAACAAGGGGGUCAUAACCAUCUUGGCCUGGGUUUGGGCCAAGGAGCUAGUGACUCAAACUCAGCCCUCGCCCCACCUCCAGCUCUUCACUCCUCUCACAGUCAUAGUCACUCACUCCCCAACCUCAACAGCAGCAGCAACCAUUAGCACCCCAUGCUUUAUCUCACCCUCACAGCCAUACCCACCCACACCAUCCUCUUCACCCAACACCUCAGCCGUCGUUCUGGGUGGCUUUGAUUUCCAAGGU